CUAAAUCCUUCCUCCUUCAGUUUAAGGCUGUUCCCACUUCUCCUGUCACUCCACGUGUCCCAAGUCCCUCUCCAUCCUUCUUGCAGCCCCUUCCUCAGCCCACCCUCAGCACCCUCACCCUGCCCUGCCCGCAGGUAGCCAGCGGAGCAGCAGCAUGGCCUUCUCCUGACCCGCCAUCCCGGCAGGAAGCGGCGCGGGUUGCCGGGAGCGAUGUCGGCUCGGCGCAGCCAUGGCGAGCGCUGGCAGUCCCUGGGGAUCAGCCGCAAGGAGCUGGCGCUGGCCGAGGCCCUGCAGAUGGAAUACGACGCCCUGUCCCGGCUGCGGCAGGACAAGGAGGAGAGCCGGGCCAAGCAGAGGGGGGAGCGGCCCCUCAUCUCCUGGGACGACCCCGCCGACAGGAACGGCUGCUCCGGGAUCAAGGCGGCGCGAGGCCUGUCCGGCUCCGACCCCACGCUCAGCUCCAACGGCCCCGCCGAGCCCCAGGGCCCCCCCGCGCCCCCCGGCCCCAGCCCCCCGCGCCCCCCGGACCCCCAGCCCUGGCUGAAGGGCCCCCUGAGCGGGGACUACCUCUACAUCUUCGAGGGCUCCGGGGGGGAUUUCCUCGGGGAGCCCCUCAAUGGCACCUCGCCCCACGGCGGCGGCGGCGGCUCCCCCAAGAAGCUCUCGCCGCCCCCGCUGCCCCCCCGGCACCCGCUCUGGGGCUCCCCCGAGGGCGGCCAACGCCUGGGCAAGGGGUCCCCGCCGCCCUCCAAAGGCCCCCAGCCCAGGGACAUCAACAUGUUCUCGGCGGCCCAGGAGCGGGCGCAGGACAAGCUGCUCGGCCGCCGCAUCUCCGAGGAGGAUCCCUUCGGCCUCGGCGGCUACGGCGGCAUCGACGCCAUCACCUGCCUCAACCUCAAGUCCACCUACGAGUCCGGGGUGCUGAGGGAAGCUUCCCGGGGCUGGAAGGAGGGCAGGAGCAUCUUGGAGAAGGAGUCAAGUGGGAAGCCAGUGGCUCGGAGCAAGACUAUGCCCCCCCAGGUGCCCCCGCGGACGUACGGCAGCAGGAAGAACCUGGCGCCAGGCAAGAACCGCAGGAUCUCCGUUGACCCGGUUGCCCCCCGGCCUCACUCCUUCACCAACGGCUACGAGCUCUUCGAAGUGUCCGAGGAGCGGGACGAGGAGGUGGCUGCCUUCUGCCACAUGCUGGACGUGCUGCGCUCCAGCUCCAGCACCGAGGACUAUUCCCUCACGGGGCUGGUGUGGAACGCCGUGAACCUCAGCCCGGAGCAGCUGGGCCACGGCGUGAGCCUGAAGGUGACAGUGGUGUGUGACAGCCUGCGGGAGCCCCUCACCUUCACCUGCGACUGCUCCUCCACCGUGGACCUGCUCAUCUACCAGGCGCUGUGCUACACCCACGACGAGCUGCACGCCGUCGACGUCGAGGACUUCCUGCUCAAGAUCUGCGGCCUCGAGGAAUUCCUGCACAACAAACACGCCCUGGGCAGCCACGAGCACAUCCAGCACUGCAGGAAGUUUGACACGGACAUCCGGCUGCAGUUGAUGAGGAGGAAGGGGGUGCGCAGCGACCUGGCCCGCACGGCCAGCGACGACCAGAGCCCCUCCACCCUCAACCACUACAUCCACCUGCAGGAGAGGCCCAUCAAACAGACCAUCAGCAGGCAGGCCCUGAGUCUCCUCUUCGACACCUUCCACAACGAGGUGGAUGCUUUCCUGGCGGCCGAGGGAGACUUCCCCCUGAAGGCAGAGCGGGUGAUCCAGUCUGUCAUGGCCAUCUGCAACGCCCUGGCAGCCGUGGAGUCCCAGGAGAUCACGGCAGCCCUCAACCAGAUGCCCCCCUGCCCCUCCCGCAUGCAGCCCAAAAUCCAGAAGGAUCCAAAUGUCCUGGCCAAGAGGGAAAAUCGAGAGCGGAUCGUGGAGAGCCUGACAGCCGCCAUCCUGGACAUGGUGGAGCUCUACUGCAGCACCUUCAACGCCGACUUCCAGCCGGCCGUGCACGGGAGCCGGGAGCUGGGCGUGGCACAGGAGGCUCAGCUCCUCUCCUGCCCCCUGUCCUUCACCGUCUAUGCCACCCACCGCAUCCCCAUCACCUGGGCCGCCAGCUAUGAAGAUUUCUACCUCUCCUGCUCCCUCAGCCACGGCGGGAAGGAGCUGUGCAGCCCCCUGCUCACCAGGAAGGCCCACGUCUACAAAUACCUCUUCCACCUCAUCAUUUGGGACCAGCAGAUCUGCUUCCCAGUCCAGGUGAACCAUCUCCCACGGGAGACGCUGCUCAGUGUCACGCUCUUCGCUGUGCCCGUCCCACCCCCAGGCAGCUCCUCCGACACCAACAAGCAGCGGCGGGUCCCCGAGGCCCUGGGCUGGGUGACCACCCCCCUCUUCAACUUCAGGCAGGUCCUGACCUGUGGCAGGAAGCUCCUGGGCUUGUGGCCGGCGACCCAGGACAACUCCCGAGCCAGGUCGAGUGCCCCCAACUUCCACCAGCCCGACAGUGUCAUCCUGCAGAUCGACUUCCCCACCUCGGCCUUCGAGGUGAAGUUCACCAGCCCUCCCGCGGCCGAGUUCAGCCCCCGGUACGAGUUUGGCAGCCUGGGGGAGGAGGAGCAGCGCCAGCUGCGAGAGGCCAUGCAGAAGAAAUCGCUCUACUGGCUGACAGAUGCGGACCGGCAGCGGCUCUGGGAGAAGCGGUGCCACUGCCACGCCGAGCCCGGGGCCCUGCCCAUGCUGCUGGCCAGUGCCCCCAGCUGGGACUGGGCCUGCCUGCCCGACAUCUACGCCCUGCUCGGCCAGUGGACCUCCAUGAGCCACCAGGAUGCCCUGGGGCUCCUGCACGCCACGUUCCCAGACCAGGAGGUGAGGAGGACGGCCGUGCAGUGGAUCGACUCCAUCUCCGACACGGAGCUGCUGGACUACCUGCCCCAGCUGGUCCAGGCCCUGAAGUACGAGUGCUACCUGGACAGCCCCCUGGUGCGCUUCCUCAUGAAGAGAGCGAUCUGUGACCUCAAGAUCACCCACUACUUCUUCUGGCUGCUGAAGGACGGGCUCAAGGACUCCCAGUUCAGCAUCCGGUACCAGUACCUGCUGGCGGCCCUGCUGUGCUGCUGCGGGAAGGGGCUGCGGGAGGAGUUCGACCGCCAGUGCCUGCUGGUCAGCACACUGGCCAGGCUGGCACAGCAGGUCCGGGAUGCUGCCCCCUCCGCCCGCCAGGGCAUCCUCCGCGAGGGGCUGGAGGACGUGAAGCAGUUCUUCAAGGCUCACGGCUCGUGCCGGCUGCCGCUCAGCCCCAGCCUGCUGGUGAAGGGCAUCGUGCCCCGGGACUGCUCCUACUUCAACUCCAACGCCGUCCCGCUCAAGCUCUCCUUCCAGAACGUGGAUCCCCUGGGGGAAAACAUCCGAGUCAUCUUCAAGUGUGGCGAUGACCUGCGGCAGGACAUGCUGACGCUGCAGAUGAUCCGGAUCAUGAACAAGAUCUGGGUGCAGGAGGGGCUGGACAUGCGCAUGGUCAUCUUCCGCUGCUUCUCCACGGGCCGUGGGCGAGGCAUGGUGGAGAUGAUCCCCAACGCCGAGACCCUGCGCAAAAUCCAGGUGGAGCACGGCGUGACGGGCUCCUUCAAGGACCGGCCACUGGCAGACUGGCUGCAGAAACACAACCCCGAGGAGGACGAGUAUGAGAAGGCCGUGGAAAACUUCAUUUACUCCUGCGCCGGCUGCUGCGUGGCCACCUACGUGCUGGGGAUCUGUGACAGGCACAACGACAACAUCAUGCUCAAGACCACGGGCCACAUGUUCCACAUCGACUUCGGCAGGUUCCUGGGCCACGCGCAGAUGUUCGGCAACAUCAAGAGGGACCGGGCGCCGUUUGUCUUCACCUCGGACAUGGCCUAUGUCAUCAACGGCGGGGACAAGCCCUCCAGCCGCUUCCACGACUUCGUGGACCUGUGCUGCCAGGCCUACAACCUGAUCCGCAAGCACACCCACCUCUUCCUCAACCUGCUGGGGCUGAUGCUGUCCUGUGGCAUCCCCGAGCUCUCCGACCUGGAGGACCUCAAGUACGUCUACGAUGCCUUGAGGCCACAGGACUCUGAUGCCGAUGCCACCACCUACUUCACCAGGUUGAUCGAGUCCAGCCUGGGCAGCGUGGCCACCAAGCUCAACUUCUUCAUCCACAACCUGGCGCAGAUGAAGUUCACGGGCUCGGACGCCCGUCCCACGCUCUCCUUCGCCCCCCGCACGCACACCCUCAAGACGUCCGGCCGGAUCCGCGACGUCUUCCUGUGCCGCCACGAGAGGGUCUUCAACCCCAGCAAGGGCUACACCUACGUGGUGAAGGUGCAGCGGGAGAGCCCGGGCGAGGUGACCUUCGUGCAGCGCACCUUCGAGGAGUUCCAGGAGCUGCACAACAAACUGCGCCUCCUCUUCCCCUCCUCGCUGCUGCCCAGCUUCCCCAGCAGGUUCGUCAUCGGGCGCUCGCGGGGCGAGGCGGUGGCCGAGCGGCGCAAGGAGGAGCUGAACGGCUACAUCUGGCACCUGAUCCAUGCAGCCCCCGAGGUGGCAGAGUGUGACCUCAUCUACACCUUCUUCCACCCCCUGCCCCGGGACGAGAAGGCAGCUGGCACCAACCCGACCCCAAAGCCGGCAGACGCCACGUGGGCUCGUUCCCUGGGGAAGGUCGGCGGGGAGGUGAAACUCUCCAUCUCCUACAAGAACAACAAGCUCUUCAUCAUGGUGAUGCACAUCCGGGGGCUGCCCCCCUUGCAGGACGGCAACGACCCCGACCCCUACGUCAAGACCUACCUGCUGCCCGACCCCCAGAAAACAACCAAGAGGAAAACCAAAGUGGCCCGAAAAACCUGCAACCCCACCUACAACGAGAUGCUGGUGUACGACGGGAUCCCCCGGGGGGACCUGGAGCAGCGGGAGCUGCGGCUGAGCGUGCUGAGCGAGGAGGGCUUCUGGGAGAACAUCCUGCUGGGGGAGGUGGGCAUCCGCCUGCGCGACCUGGACCUGGCGCAGGAGAAGAUGGGCUGGUUCGCCCUGGGGUCCCGCGGCCACGGCACCCUCUGAGGGACCCCCCGGCACGGCCCCCGCGGCGCUGCCCACCCCGGGGUGUCCCCGAGGGAUCCUGCCACGGGUGCCUCCUUUUUUAAGUUUACCUUGUGUCAAGGGAGCAACGCGGGGCGGGAGGGGCGGGCAGAGGCGUGGGGGGCGUUUCGGGGCUUAUUUCUUCCUUUGGGAUAUCUGUAUUUUAAUUUUUUUUAAUAACGAGUAGCCGGGCACCGGGGGCGGAGGGGAGAGGGAGGUGGUGCAGGGCUUUGCUGUGGGCUGGAGGGGGUGUGUAUCCCCUCCGGGUCCAGCCCCAGCCUGCCUGGAGCCGGGCAAUUCCCACCCCGGGGAAUUCGCUCCCAAAGGAGAGCGGCGUGGCGGGGUGCCCGUUCCGUGUGGCUGAGCCCUCCCCGAUGCCACGGGAAGGGGACAGCCGGCCCAUCUCCCUGUCCCUGUGCCGUGGGGACAUCCAUCUCCUCGCCUGCCACCCGGCCCCGGGUGCGGGCUUGGUGCCUGUGGUGCUUUGUUUACAGCGACAGCUCCGUAAACGGACGAAAUGUUUCUCAGGAUCGAGAAUAAUGAACUUAACCUUUAUAUUAAAAGUUUUAAAUAUUGGU
Messenger RNA from Pipra filicauda (Wire-tailed manakin), 5660 nucleotides. It is a transcript of the gene PIK3C2B, whose product is annotated as phosphatidylinositol-4-phosphate 3-kinase catalytic subunit type 2 beta. The transcript is spliced from 32 exons. Bases 211 to 5064 code for a protein of 1617 amino acids. The record is from RefSeq and is a predicted model, not a curated record. Lineage: Eukaryota; Metazoa; Chordata; Aves; Passeriformes; Pipridae. Gene Ontology annotation, molecular function: 1-phosphatidylinositol-4-phosphate 3-kinase activity; 1-phosphatidylinositol-3-kinase activity; phosphatidylinositol binding. Gene Ontology annotation, biological process: phosphatidylinositol-mediated signaling; cell migration; phosphatidylinositol 3-kinase/protein kinase B signal transduction. Gene Ontology annotation, cellular component: phosphatidylinositol 3-kinase complex; plasma membrane; cytoplasm.